This is a messenger RNA of Maylandia zebra (zebra mbuna), 1678 nucleotides long. RefSeq names its product tumor protein p53 inducible nuclear protein 1 (gene tp53inp1). The record is from RefSeq and is a predicted model, not a curated record. Gene Ontology annotation, cellular component: nucleus; autophagosome. Gene Ontology annotation, biological process: autophagosome assembly; positive regulation of DNA-templated transcription. NCBI's taxonomy places the organism in Eukaryota, Metazoa, Chordata, Actinopteri, Cichliformes, Cichlidae.
GGCGCAGUCGGGGGCUCGAGGAGGAAACGGGACUGAAAAGAAACGCCGCACUGUGACUCCUGAUGUGCAGUCCUUAAAGUAACGUUUUUAUAUUUUAUUUCUUCCGCGAAGAAACCUCAAGUUUUUCUAUUUUUCGAAAAGUAACGCAUCUACCUCAUUUUUAAGGAUUUUAAUCACGGUUUGGACUCGUUUACACCUCCUCCUUCUGCCGCAGGGCUUUUUUUUUUGAAGACUUUUGCACUCACUGAAGCAAUCCUGACGUUGAGCGAUGUCCAGCCUGCGCCUGCUGGCCCUCAGAUGAUCUAUGACCACAACUUAUUGAUGCACUUUAGCACCUUUACGGAGCCUUCCCCCUGCUGUGAACCCCGCAGCUGAUGACCAAAACGACCGCAACACCUCCCUGCCGUCGCCCAGAGCCACGCGCCUCCCCCGACCCCUCCCUCAUCCUCACGCCCCUGCAGGACAUCUCAGGAUGUUCCAGAGGUUCGCCAGUGCUCUCUUUGGGGACGAUGUGGAGGAGGUGAGUCGAGGCAGCAGACCUGGGGACGGCAAAGUGGAGGAGACAGAGGAGGAGGAUGAAGACUGGAUCCUGGUCAACUACCUGACUGAAGCUGGCUCCAGCCAGUGUAACGAUGGCCACUCGGGAUCCACCAUCAUCCAAGAUGAAGACGAGGAGGUGGAGGCAGAGGAGGAUGAAGAAGAUGAUGAGCUGGUGAUGAUCCCCUCACCCAUGGGCAUCCCACCUGUCCGUUACGCCUCCUGCACCUCCCUCAACUCAACGGCUGACACCGACCCGGACGGUGGUCCAGAUGAGGACGAGGAAGAUGAUGAGAGUGGGUUUCUGCGUGUGGACACCCGCUCUCUGCAGGAGAGCUGGUUUCUUACCCCCCCACCCUGCUUCACUGGGCGUAGCACCUUUCCCAUCGUCCUGGAGCCCAGCCCUCUGGAGAACCUGCUAAUCGAACACCCCAGCAUGUCCGUCUACACUCACCACAGCAUCCCACGACUGAACCUUGACCCCCUGCCACAAAGCUCACAUGAACCAGAAUUGAACUUUUCGUCCGAUGAGAUGACCGCGAGCCUGACAGCUUCAAGUGGAAAGGAAAAGGCCAGAAGAACACCAGAUGGCUCUCGCCACAGGCCAGAGGCGGCAGUUUCACAGCGGCGCUCCAGUCUUCACUCCUCCUGCUACGCCGCGGCGCUCUCCGCUCAGGCCGGCCUUGUGCAACAAAGGCCGGGAAACCCCACCCAACGUACCCAGCCCAUGUCCCGCAAGGCCCUGCGACGCCUCAACCUGCUCCGCCCCCCAAAAGCCAACACCAUGCACCUGCACCAGCCCAGCCAGAGGCAUCUCAACUUCUGAGACAUCCUCAUCACUAUUCAUCAUCAUCAUCAUCAUCAACCUCAAUACUUUAAGCAGUACAGGAAUGUAACACUGGCCACCCACAAGCAUUCAUCUCCGUUUUCUUUCAUCUUCUCAACAAACAAACACCAGCAGCAAGUUAACUACGGCAUCAGCCACCACUUACACACCUCACACCUAAUUUCUCCUGAAAGCUUAAUGGGUGGUGAAAUCGGGAAGGUGGCUGUUGACUUUUUAUAUCAGUAAUGUGGCCAGUGAAGACUUUUUCUCCCUCCCUCACUUCACUCCCCGCGUCCUACUCCUCUUCAUCCAUCC